Molecule: messenger RNA, 1002 nt
Organism: Saccostrea echinata
Lineage: Eukaryota; Metazoa; Mollusca; Bivalvia; Ostreida; Ostreidae
Exons: 2
Coding region: 1-1002 (333 amino acids)
Biological process (GO): DNA recombination; DNA integration
Molecular function (GO): DNA binding
Source: RefSeq, a predicted model, not a curated record
AUGGUUUCUCCAGCCAGGGGCAGAGGGUUUAAAAAACCUCGCCAGCACACCAGGCAGCAAAGGCCUGGAAAUGAAGGGAGAGAUCACCAACCAACCCCCCUCCAUGCUCAGGAACCCUCCGAGGAUGGGAGUGAUGCAGCUCUGGACCUGGGGGAUUUUGGGACGGCCAGUAUUGUGGGGCAAAUUCCGACGGCUAGCACCUACAGCAGAUCCAUGGCCAACACCAAUUCCCAAGAAUAUAUGGGACAUUUAAGAAGUGAGGCAAACAGGCUUAUCCAGGGUUCCCUAUCAGCAAAUACAUACAAAGCCUAUCAAGGGGCCAAUUUCAAGAAAUUCUUGACCAAUUGUGAGAUGAAAUUGGUUUUUCCUAUCCCUUUUGACCACUUGCUGAAUUUUAUUGCCCACUUGUCUAUUGUAGGUACAGCUUACAGAACAGCUGCUCUGUACAUUAGUAAUCUAUCAUAUAUACACAAAUUAAGAGGCAUCCAAGAUAACACCCAAUCAUUUAUUGUCAAAAAAGCCCUGCAGGGUCUCCACAAAAAGCGAGGCAUUACUGUAGAUCCGCGAAGUCCAUUAGCGAUAUCCAUUUUGCAACGUUUAGUAGCAGCGUUGCCAUCAGUUUGUAGAUCACCCUACGAGGCAGUUCUAUUUUCCACAGUUUUUUCAAUUGCAUAUCAUGGUCUGCUUAGGGCAAGUGAAGUUCUGUCGAUCCAUAGGUUGCACAUCUCGCUUACUAAGAGCAAGGUCAGCAUUCUCAUUCCCAGGUCGAAAACUGACCAAAAUGGCAAUUCAACUACAUUGCAUAUGUCUAAACAACCCAAUUCUGAUACUUGUCCAGUAAUGUGGGUACUCAAGUUUUUGCGUCUGCGUCAAGACAGUGGUUCCAUUUUAUUCUUCAUACAUAUGGAUAACAAAAGUGUAACAAGAUACCAAUUCAAUUGCAUGCUACAGAAAGCACUUAAAUUUAAUGACAUUCAGGGACAUUUUAGACCACAUAGCUAA